CUAGUCAUACCCCUGUACGAAUCACGCAAAACAAAAAGCGUCAAUCUCCGUGUUUUGGUCGGCCCAGAACCAGACCCAGUUUACGCAUUCAACAGGUAGUUGUUUAUUAUCAUUUGGUAUUUUUAAACAUGGCAAACAGAACAGUUACCCAAGCAGUGAGUCCUGGUUGGCUGAACGGCAGCACUAGCUGUUUCAUUCCCGGCUGCUCUGGUGUGGAAUUGGCGGGCAAGCGAGACUUUUUCAACAUGUCCUUCGGAGAUUUACGCCACUGGUGGAGAAGCACCGCUUGGGUUGCCAAGUACAAUACCGAAUUGCCGGAUGAUGCCCGAAUAUGCGAUAGACAUUUCGAGGAACGAUUCAUUGAUCGGACCAGGAAGAAACCUCGAUUGCUGGUCGGCACUAUACCUACGCUCGGUUUGGAGAUAUUGGAACAGGUCAACGAUAAAGAUCAACAAAGCGAAACAAACCAGAUAGACUUGUAUUGCCGAUUGUGUGCCAAAAAGAUGAAACGGCCGAUGAAGUUCCAACUGGAGCAGCUGGGUAAUAUGAAGACAAUAAUCGAAUGUUGCUUGGGCAAAUACAAAACAGAACUAGGCCUCCCGAGUGGUGUUUGUUAUGACUGCAUGGCUGAGGUGACCCAUUUUUCAGAGUUUGCUAAAAAGUGCGAACAAUCUCAAUCACAAUUGUUGCAACUCGUAAGAAUGGAAGCGUCGAAAGAUGCGGAAGUUAAUUCGUCGAACGCUGUGCCUUCCAGUGCGAACAAAGAGAAUAAUCUUGCCAAUGCAACGAGAACGGAACAAUCGAUGGACGAAUCUUUGUGUAUAAAUGCAGAUGCAGAUGGAACACAACAUUGUCCCGGUAAUACAGUGUCUGACAAUCGAGAGCAGUCUAGGAGUAAACCUUUUCGAGAAUCAUGCUCAGAGUGCGACAAAGCGUUCAGCAAUCCGCAAAGCUAUCAUGCCCACAUAAAGGCUCAUGCCGUUAUGAAGCAGCAUCUGAUUUGUCACAUUUGCGACAAAAGGUUCCAUCUGAAACGCGAACUUCGCAUCCAUCUAGAGUCUGUACAUGGGGGGAAACGGUUCGAGUGUCACAUCUGUGGCAAGGUUGUCAAUUGGCAGAAAACUCUAGCGAGUCAUAUGCGAGAGCACAGCAGAGACCUCAAGUAUACAUGUACCGUUUGCGACACAUCCUUUCCUUCGUCGGCCAAACUUAAGCUGCACCAAUCUACAGCCCACGGGAGGGAACGAUUCAAAUGCGGAGCCUGUGACGCUUCCUAUUGGUCGGAUAAAAUGCUUGCACGGCAUAAGGAACGUGCUCACAACGUGGAUCCGAUCAGUGACGACGUGAAUGUCGAAUAGUGGACCCUGUAUCGAAACUUUGCGGCAAGAGAACCGAAGCGUUAACCCAUCCAAACGGAGGCGAUGUUCACUUUGGUCGAGAAUUCCCGCAUACAAAUGUAUACUUACUUUAACAUUUCUAAAAAAUCUUCAGUUUGGUUUUUAAUCAGUAUUGAAUAAAUCAAGAAGUUAAAAUUUCUAAA
Molecule: messenger RNA, 1540 nt
Organism: Toxorhynchites rutilus septentrionalis
Lineage: Eukaryota; Metazoa; Arthropoda; Insecta; Diptera; Culicidae
Product: oocyte zinc finger protein XlCOF28-like
Exons: 3
Coding region: 129-1358 (409 amino acids)
Biological process (GO): regulation of transcription by RNA polymerase II
Cellular component (GO): nucleus
Molecular function (GO): zinc ion binding; RNA polymerase II transcription regulatory region sequence-specific DNA binding; DNA-binding transcription factor activity, RNA polymerase II-specific
Source: RefSeq, a predicted model, not a curated record